GAGUUGCUUGUUUUGGAUUGGUUGAGAGUGUGCUUUGUUUUUCGCUGUAGUCGUAGACAGGACCAGUUGAAGGUUUGUGCAUGUUUGCAUUGAUACAUAUGGAUAGUAUCUCUAUACCUUGAUACUAGCAUGGUGGUGCUAAAUAUUUUUUCUUCUUGCAAAACAAGGUUCGGAAGGAUCUGAAUCGCCAAUAGCAAUAGCAGUUCAUUACGUGGCUUUGUGAUUGAAUUACAUGUGAUAGCUUUGAUUAAGGCUUUACCGGAUUGUUAAGAAUGAGCACGUAUUGUUGGGCCUAUUAGUUUCCUAAACACCAGGUUUUAGAGGAGAUCAAGUACCAUGUGCCUUGAAUUCAUGUUGUCUUGCUGGAAUAUAAUUAAAAUUUCUCUUUUGUUAUAUAAUUUGGCGGGACUUCGAACUAUCAUUUCUUCUGGAAUUACUUGAUCACAUAUAGGGUAAUAUUUACUCUCUUUUCCUUUUCUUUUUCUGUCUUCAGUGCACCCAAUGACAUUUUCCAUCAGAGUUUAAAAUUUUCUUUCGUUGCUUGAUCAAAGUGCAUAUCCUCAUUUCCAACUUAAAUGUUGAAUUUCAGAUUUACAGGGUCAAAUCUUUUGAGUCAUGAGAAGCUUUUAACCGUCUUGUUGUUUAUGCACACUUUAGUUGGAUUUGCAGAUUGAAUUUUGUCUAUUGGGAAGACAUUGUCGGUGAGUCACCACAUGCAAUUUAGCCUCAAAAAGGCAUGAUACUGCCACAACAUAAUAUGAGACGCUUACACUGUUUUUGUAACAUCCAUCACAUGUUUAUGGCAAGACCCUCUCAAAUGCUAGGAAACUGAGACAUCAGAUUAUACUUCAACUGUCACCACUCAUGGUCUUUGGUCAUUAGAUUAAUCAUCACAUGGUAGAUUAUGGAUUCCAUAUGUUUUUUCAGGUACUUAAUUUUCUGCCUGUCUUGAUUGUGGUAUGCAUUGUUCGUUAUAAUCAAUUCACAUUAUUUCAGAUAUAUUCUUUUUUCCCUUUCUAUCUGGAUUCUUUUCUCAAGGUACCAGUUUUUGAAUUAGCAUUGCAUUUAUACUCUUGUCCCUCCUUUCUUAAGUUAUAGAGUAUUCCAUCAUGUAUCUAGCUUUGCCUGAUGAUUAUUUUUAUACUGAUAAUUUUGGGGUUGAGAGCUAUUUGUAUCAAUAUAAGCUGGUGGGGGCAUCUGACACAAAACAAAAUAAAGCUGGCAAGAGUUUAGAAGUUACAGAUAUUAUAAGCAUGUAAAACUUUUGCCAAAUGGAGAAGAUUGAGAGGGUUAUUUUUCCUGCUCUUGAUAUACGUGUGAAGAAUGUAGCACGGACUUACUCCCUUGAACAUGAGGGGGAGAGUGUCCUGUUCGAUCAAUUAUUUGAGCUGCUCAAUUCAAAUAUGAAAAAUGAAGAAAGCUAUCGGAGAGAGUUGGCCUCUCGUACAGGAGCCCUUCAAACAUCAAUUGACCAACAUAUGUCCAAGGAAGAGGAACAGGUCUUUCCCUUGCUAAUCGAGAAGUUUUCAUUUGAAGAGCAGGCCUCAUUGGCAUGGCAGUUUCUGUGCAGCAUUCCUGUUAAUAUGAUGGCAGAGUUUCUUCCUUGGCUUUCUUCCUCUAUAUCAUCUGAUGAACAUCAGGAUAUGCACAAGUGCUUGUGUAAGAUAAUCCCAGAAGAGAAACUUCUUCGGCAGGUUAUUUUCUCCUGGAUGAAAGGGGCAAAAUUGUCUGAAACGUGUAAGAGCUGUGAAGAUAAUUCUAAGGCCUGGUGUCAAGAUUCAGGAGCGCCAACUUUAGGGUCUCAAAGCAUGCAAGGAAACUGUGCAUGUGAAUCUUCUAGAAUGGGUAAAAGGAAAUAUAUGGAGCUAAAUUGUGAUGCCACCCUUUCCACUGAAUUCCAUCCAAUAGAUGAAAUUCUGCUUUGGCACAAUGCCAUUAAAAGAGAGUUGAAUGAUAUAACUGAGGCAGCUAGGAGCAUCCAGCAUUCUGGUGAUUUUUCUAAUCUGUCUUCAUUCAACAAGAGGCUGCAAUUCAUUGCGGAAGUUUGCAUCUUUCACAGUUUUGCCGAGGACAAAAUUAUAUUCCCUGCUGUAGAUGCGGAACUCUCUUUUGCCCACGAGCAUGCAGAAGAAGAGGUUCAGUUUGACAAGCUUAGGUGCCUGAUAGAAAGUAUUCAAAAUGCUGGAGCCUACACAUCCCUUACUGAUUUCUACACAAAGCUGUGCUCCCAAGCUGAUCAAAUCAUGGACAACAUACAGAAACACUUCCAAAAUGAGGAAGUUCAGGUUCUUCCACUCGCUCGAAAGCACUUUAGUGCCAAAAGACAGCGUGAACUUCUUUAUCAAAGCUUAUGUGUGAUGCCCUUGAAAUUGAUUGAAGGUGUCUUACCGUGGUUGGUAGGGUCACUUAGUGAAGAAGCAGCGAGGUCUUUUCUUCAAAAUAUGUACAUGGCAGCUCCAGCUUCAGAUUCUGCACUGGUUACACUUUUUUCUGGUUGGGCAUGCAAGGGUGGUUCUAAAAAUGUUUGUUUGUCUUCAAGUGUUAUUGGUUGUUGUCCGGUGAGAAUCUUGGCUGGGACCGAGGAAGAUACUAAACAGCAGUCCUGUGAGUGCAACCCUAGGUCAUCUGUUGAUGAGAAGUCUUCCUUUGUCCAAGUAGAUGGAGCUGAUGACUGUAGAAGGCCAGGGAAACGUGGAAACUUGUUAGCUCAGGAAGACAGCAAUGCUUGUCCCUCUUCAGAGCCUGUUGAUACCCAAAAAUCAUCUUGUAGCAAUAAAUCUUGCUGUGUCCCUGGGUUAGGAGUAAGUAGCAACAAUCUAGGAAUUAGUUCUCUUGCUGCAGCUAAAUCUCUACGCUCAUCUUUUAGUCCUUCUGCUCCUUCCCUUAACUCCAGCCUUUUUAACUGGGAAAUGGACACGAGCCCCACGAAUAUUGGUUGCUCAUCACGGCCUAUUGAUAACAUAUUUCAAUUUCAUAAAGCCAUCCGCAAAGACCUGGAGUAUUUAGAUGUUGAAUCUGGAAAACUAAACGAAUGCAAUGAAACUUUGCUUAGGCAGUUUACAGGUAGAUUUCGUCUGCUGUGGGGUUUGUAUAGAGCACAUAGUAAUGCAGAGGAUGAUAUAGUAUUCCCAGCAUUAGAAUCUAAAGAAACACUUCAUAAUGUUAGCCAUUCUUACACUCUGGACCACAAGCAGGAGGAGAAAUUAUUUGAAGAUAUCUCAUCUGCACUUUCAGAGCUCACCCAACUUCAAGACUACUUGAAGAAUACAAAUCAUGCUGAUGAAUUAAUUGGAAAGCAUGCUAAUUUGUCUGACUGUAACUAUACAGUUAGACAGUAUAAUGAGCUUGCGACAAAGCUUCAGGGGAUGUGCAAAUCCAUUAGAGUAACUCUGGAUCAACAUGUUUUCCGGGAAGAACUUGAGUUGUGGCCAUUAUUUGACAGGCAUUUUUCCGUAGAGGAGCAGGACAAAAUUGUUGGUCAAAUAAUUGGAACCACUGGUGCAGAGGUGCUUCAAUCGAUGUUGCCAUGGGUAACGUCUGCUCUCACUCAGGAGGAGCAGAACAGGAUGAUGGACACAUGGAAGCAGGCGACCAAAAACACAAUGUUUAGUGAGUGGCUUAAUGAAUGGUGGGAAGGAACUUUUGCUGCAAUGCCACAUGCUACAACAUCAGAGAGUUGUAUAUCACUAGGUACUGAUCUCCAUGAAAGUCUGGAUCAAAGUGAUCAUACAUUUAAGCCUGGAUGGAAAGAUAUUUUUCGGAUGAAUCAAAAUGAGCUUGAAGCAGAGAUUAGGAAAGUUUCUAGAGAUUCAACUCUUGAUCCAAGAAGAAAAGCUUACCUUAUUCAAAAUCUUAUGACCAGCCGCUGGAUAGCCGCACAGCAGAAGUCACCUCAAGCAAGAACUGGUGACCAUUCAAAUGGUGGAGACUUACUUGGAUGUUCUCCUUCAUUUCGAGGCCCAGAGAAACAAGAAUUUGGGUGUGAGCAUUACAAAAGAAAUUGUAAACUACGUGCUACAUGUUGUGGCAAGUUAUUUGCGUGUAGGUUCUGCCAUGAUAAAGUCAGUGACCAUUCGAUGGAUAGGAAGGCUACAUCUGAAAUGAUGUGUAUGCGCUGUCUGAAAAUUCAGCCUGUUGGACCAGUUUGCACUUCUAUUUCCUGUGGUGGGUUCUCAAUGGCGAAGUACUAUUGCAGCAUCUGCAAAUUUUUUGACGAUGAAAGGGCUGUUUAUCAUUGUCCUUUCUGCAAUUUAUGCCGUGUGGGUACUGGGCUUGGUGCUGACUUCUUUCAUUGCAUGAAGUGCAAUUGUUGCCUGGCAAUGAAACUAGCUGACCACAAAUGUCGAGAGAAAGGUCUGGAAACAAAUUGCCCAAUCUGCUGCGACGACAUGUUCACUUCAAGUGCAAGUGUCAAAGCUCUUCCUUGUGGCCAUUUCAUGCAUUCAACCUGUUUUCAGGCGUAUACUUGUAGUCACUAUAUCUGCCCAAUUUGCAGCAAAUCUCUGGGAGACAUGUCGGUUUACUUUGGUAUGCUUGAUGCACUACUGGCUUCUGAGGAGCUUCCAGAAGAGUACCGGGAUCGCUGUCAGGAUAUAUUGUGCAAUGACUGUGACAAGAAGGGCACAGCACCGUUUCACUGGCUAUACCACAAGUGUAGGUUUUGUGGAUCAUACAAUACCAGGGUAAUUAAGGUUGAUUCAAACUGCUCAACUUCAAACCAGUGAGGGCAUAUGGCCCUCCCAUGUAAGCACUCCUUGGCGCCAAUCAAUCACAUCGGUUUGUAAAUGACAUGCCAUUACAAAAGUCAGUUUCAUUUUACAAUUUUUUUCCUCGGCUGUAUUAUUUUCAGCUCGCGGGGGCAUGAGUGCCAUGCCAUUGGCUCGCCCAGAUGAAAGUGUUUCUAAAGAAGUGUAUAGGAAAAUCGAAAAAAUUUUGUUUUGGUUGCUGAGUUUAGCCGAGUUGCCUUGUGAAAUUUUACGGUCCUCGAUUUUAUAAGCUGUGUUAUGGGCCAUGACUGUUGAUCU
Molecule: messenger RNA, 5024 nt
Organism: Populus euphratica (Euphrates poplar)
Lineage: Eukaryota; Viridiplantae; Streptophyta; Magnoliopsida; Malpighiales; Salicaceae
Exons: 14
Coding region: 1272-4724 (1150 amino acids)
Biological process (GO): ubiquitin-dependent protein catabolic process; protein ubiquitination
Cellular component (GO): nucleus
Molecular function (GO): zinc ion binding; ubiquitin protein ligase activity
Source: RefSeq, a predicted model, not a curated record